GAACACAUUUUGAUCCACUUUGAAGGCAGUCUAGAAGUGCAGAACAAAGAUGGAAGAGCCAGAGCCAGCUGUUGCCCAGUCAGAAGGAUUUUCUUCGGCUGUUGAGGCAGAGAACAAUACAGCAUUAUUGGAGGACCCUUGGAGGAAAGCCCGGGAGAGCAAUCUGCUCCAUUCAGACCUUCAGCGCCAGGGCUUCCGGCAUUUCUGCUAUGAGGAGGCCUUGGGGCCCAGGAAGGUGUGCAGCCGCCUCCACUCUCUCUGCCGCCUGUGGCUGAAGCCCGAGCGACACUCCAAGGCGGAGAUGCUGGACCUGGUGAUCCUGGAGCAGUUCCUGGCUGUCCUUCCUGCGGAGAUGGAGCGCUGGGUGAGGGAAUGUGGGGCAGAGACCAGCUCCCAGGCCGUGGCCUUGGCGGAAGGCUUCCUCCUGAGUCAGGAAGAGGAGAGGAAGCAGGAGCAGCCUCAGGUGGAGGACCCUUUUCCAGAUGAGACCAGUCAGGUGGAGGAUUCAGACAUUUGGGUCGUCCAGAUUGGAGAAGACGGAGAAUAUAUUACAGUUGACAGUGAAACAUGGCCAAAUGACAGUAGCACAACUUUUCCUGAUUCUUUCCUAAGAGGAGAUUCUGUGGAACCAGAUCAGGUGACUUUUGAAGAUGUGUCUGUGGAUUUCUCAGAGGAGGAGUGGGCCCUCUUGGAUCCAAGCCAGAAAGCCUUGCACCAGCAAGUCGUGGAGGAAAAUUUAGGGAUCGUGUUAUCUCUGGAGGAGACACAAUUUAAAUAUUUGGAAGAUGGAAUGAAAUUCAGUUGGAAGGAAGCACUCACCUUUAGUCAAGAAACUCACACAAGAGAUAAACCAUUUAAAUGCUUGGAGUGUGGAAAGAACUUCCAUAAGAAGGCAUUCCUUGUUCGUCACCAGGCAGUUCACACAGGAGAGAAACCAUUUAAAUGCUUGGAGUGUGGGAAGAACUUCUGUCAGAAAUCAGACCUAGUUCGUCAUCAGUCAACUCACAAAGGAGAAAAGCCAUUUCAAUGUUUGGAAUGUGGAAAGAACUUCAGUGAAAAGAGAAACCUUAUUUAUCACCAGGCAGUUCACACAGGAGAGAAGCCAUUUAAAUGCUUGCAAUGCGAAAAGAGCUUCAGUCGCAAGAACGUCCUUAUUCAUCAUCAGGCAACUCACAUAGUAGUAAAGCCAUUUAAAUGCUUGGAGUGUGGAAUGACCUUUACUUAUAAGGGAAGCCUGGUUCGUCACCAGGCAUCUCAUACAAUAGAAAAACCAUUUAAAUGCUUGCAGUGUGAAAAGAGCUUCAGUCACAAGAGAAACCUUAACUGUCAUCAGGCAACUCACACAGGAGAGAAGCCAUUUAAAUGCAUGCAGUGUGAAAAGAGCUUCACUCGAAAGAGAUACCUUUUUUUUCACCAGGCAGCUCACACAGGAGAUAAGCCAUUUAAAUGCUUGCAGUGUGAAAAGAGCUUCAGUGAAAAGAGAAAUCUUAUUAGUCACCAGGAAACUCACACAGGAGAAAGACCAUUUAAAUGCUUACAGUGUGAAAAGAGCUUUGUUCGAAAGAGAAACCUUAUUUAUCACCAGGCAAUUCACACAGGAGAGAGACCAUUUAAAUGCUCAGAGUGUGGAAAGAGCUUCAGUCAGAAGGGAGGCCUUGUUUGUCAUCAUUCAACUCAUAUAAAAGAAAAGCUAUUUGAAUGCUUGCAGUGUGGAAAGAGCUUUAGUCGAAAAACACAUCUUGUUCGCCACCAGAAAACUCACGCAGCAGAAAAGCCAUAUAAAUGCUUGCAGUGUGAAAAGAGCUUCAGUGAAAAGAGAUACUUUAUUUCUCACCAGGCAACUCACACAGGUGAAAAGCCAUUUAAAUGCUCAGAAUGUGAAAAGAGCUUCUGUCGGAAAUCAUACCUUGUUCGUCAUCAGGCAACCCACAGCGGAGAAAAGCUGAAGUCUGGAACCACAGACAGUUGGAAGAGACCUUGUGGGCCAUCCAGUCCAACCCCCUGUCAAGAAGCAGUGGGUUGGUCUGAGCCAAGAAGCAUGGCGUUGGAAAGAGCUUCCAUUGAAAUGCAAGCCUUAAUUGUCAACCCACACGGAGGAAAUAAUCAACCUGUGGGGUAAAGGCAAGUUCACUAAUUUUAAGACAGAGAGGGCACGGAUCUUUGUCAUAAAAACACUGAAUUAAAAAGCCGUGGCUUUUGGGGAAAGUAAUAACCUGAACAAUUUUCUUAGAUGAAAUACCUCGUUAAGCAUAAGUGAUAAAAUUUGAGCUAAAGUAAGGAUAUUUCAGGGAUUUUUUUACUCCAUUCAUGCAAACUAUUUACUGCAAAUGUUUCCUAUCAUGUAUAUUCAGGGUUAAAAAUACAUUUAAUUGAAAUGUUUGAUGAGAAGUGUGGGAAUGGGUUCGAUUAAUGACUGACAUGUAAUUCUAUGUAUGUGGUAGAGGGUUUUCUUUUAUGAAAUAUCUAAUCAUGCAUAACUGAUGUCUAUCCAUUCAUACAAACUGGUUAAUGUGAAUAUUUCUUGUCCUAUCUAUAACAUAUAAAUAAAAAUAAUCUAGUACA
Anolis sagrei ordinatus is the source of this 2562-nucleotide messenger RNA. The record is from RefSeq and is a predicted model, not a curated record. Lineage: Eukaryota; Metazoa; Chordata; Lepidosauria; Squamata; Anolidae.